This is a messenger RNA of Brienomyrus brachyistius, 1738 nucleotides long. RefSeq names its product cysteine and glycine-rich protein 3 (cardiac LIM protein) (gene csrp3). The transcript is spliced from 6 exons. Gene Ontology annotation, cellular component: cytoplasm; Z disc; nucleus. Lineage: Eukaryota; Metazoa; Chordata; Actinopteri; Osteoglossiformes; Mormyridae. Gene Ontology annotation, biological process: muscle tissue development; cardiac muscle contraction; sarcomere organization. Gene Ontology annotation, molecular function: structural constituent of muscle; actinin binding. The record is from RefSeq and is a predicted model, not a curated record. Bases 47 to 757 code for a protein of 236 amino acids.
UGGUCUAAUUUGGACAUCGCUGCUGCUUUGGUACCCUUAGCUGUGAAUGAAAGAUGGCCAGUAUUUAAGGUCUCGGUUUGAAAUCAUUCGAAGCAGAGAGAGCAGACCAGCAAAUACUUCUACUAGCUUGCUGCUCUUUAAUCUCCUUGGGGCAGUCUCUCAAUUGUUGGUGACGAUGCCAAACUGGGGUGGAGGGGCCAAAUGUGCAGCGUGUGAGAAAACCGUGUACCAUGCUGAGGAGAUUCAGUGCAAUGCCAGAAGCUUCCAUAAGACCUGCUUCAUCUGCAUGGCUUGCAGGAAAGGUCUUGACAGCACAACAGUGGCUGCCCAUGAGUCAGAAAUCUACUGCAAAACAUGUUAUGGAAAGAAGUACGGACCCAAAGGCUAUGGAUAUGGCCAGGGAGCUGGGGCAUUAAGCUCUGAUCCACCUUCAGAGAGCCUGGGGAUCCAGCCACAACAAUUCAAGCCUUAUCAACCUCCAGCAAGUUCAAAUCAAAACAAGUUUGCACAGAAGUUUGGUGGAUCAGACCACUGCCCCCGAUGUUCAAAGGCUGUCUAUGCAGCAGAGAAGAUCAUGAGUGCUGGAAAGCCCUGGCACAAAACCUGCUUCCGCUGUGCAAUCUGUGGGAAGAGUCUAGAGUCCACAAACGUAACAGACAAGGAUGGCGAGCUCUACUGCAAAGUUUGUUACGCCAAAAACUUUGGCCCAAAGGGAAUGGGAUUGGGGAAUCUUGGAAUGGUGGAGGAUCAAGAAUGAAGGCUCUGAAGUGUUCUGGACUCCAAGAUAAUUUUCACAUGGCACAGUACACAGUUCAGUAUUACACAGUGGAGGUAGUCGUACAGCCUAUUAAGACUGGCUGAGUUACAGAAAAUAAGUGUCCCACACAUACAUGAUAUGUAUGCCUACAUACAUCCUGUAAGGUCAGCCAUAGUGACAGAUGCUUAGCAAAAUAUUUUUAAUAUGUAUGGAAAUGUUUAUACUAAUAUUCACCAUAUAUACAAAAUGGGUAGAAUUAGUUCUUAACAAGACAACUUCAUAUUUUGAAAAGAUGUUAUUGUCUGAAUGCAUUAACCCUUAUUACCUGAAAUUAUUACUAUUCAUAAUUAAUCAGACAAUACCACAGUAAAUAAGCCUGUAUAGUUAAAAUAAGCAUGGCAGUACAAAACACAUUUGUACUCAGUCAUGUAAUUCAAUGGAAAGGAUGUUUACACAGAGCGGUGCAACUUAUAACUAGUUUGAAUUCAUUUCAAGACAACUUUUGUGUAACACUAAGAAAUAACUUAAAGAAAUGUAUGGUACAGGCAGUAAAAUGAAUGCCUUUAGUUGAAAUCUCUUCUGUUAUUACUGUUUGCCCUGUUAGCUUUGAUAACUGAUACUGAACACUGAUCAUAAUGUUUAGUUUGAUAGAAUCUUAGAUGGUCACACUUAAAUCACAGAGCCAUGUGCAGAGCUUCACUUCAAAUCAUGGCAACGAGUAUUUCAAACCAACAAAUAUUACUAUAGCUGUACACAUGCUUUUGUGCCUAACUGUAAUGAACGGAUCCAUUAUUAACGACUAGAGAAACAUUAUGUAAUGAGUAAAUAUAAACAAGUUUACAAUGGCUACCAGCUGAUUACAGGAAAUAGACGUAACUGCAAUAUAAUUUUGAUUACUAAAAUCUGCCUUUUGUGAAUAUCAUGUUCUUCGUCGGAACCAAAUUCUUGUGUGAUAUUGUACAAUAAAUUAUCUGGAAACUU